Penaeus chinensis is the source of this 2196-nucleotide messenger RNA. Its product is annotated as facilitated trehalose transporter Tret1-like. Gene Ontology annotation, biological process: transmembrane transport. Gene Ontology annotation, molecular function: transmembrane transporter activity. The record is from RefSeq and is a predicted model, not a curated record. Gene Ontology annotation, cellular component: membrane. Bases 299 to 2005 code for a protein of 568 amino acids. The transcript is spliced from 4 exons. Lineage: Eukaryota; Metazoa; Arthropoda; Malacostraca; Decapoda; Penaeidae.
CUUGGGCGACGUUGCAGUAAUAAAGCAUGGAGUAACGCUAUUUGUAUUCUGCCUCGGUCUAUUGCAACGCAGGUUGACUUGUAGGCAGAUAACGCUAAGAGAACGGAAGGGCGAAUUCUGGUUGAUAGGCCUGGUUUCUACGUGUAUAGGACGUGUGUUCUGACAUCACACACACACGCAGAAACAUACAUGCGCUACGUACACAGGCAUACUCGCGCGUCCGCACAUGUAGCUGUGUGUACGCUUGCACAAAUGCAUAGAAAUAGAGGCAGAUAAAACUUAAUAGACAUGUUAAGAGAUGGAAAGAGAAAGAGAUAGAAAGGUCAAGAUUCCUUAUCAGACGAAGAAGCAGGAGAAGAAACAACAGCAACAACAACAACACCAACAAAAGCAAAACACUGCCAUGAAGGACUCCUACACCGUCAGCGCCAACGACGGAGGGGGACAAGGGGGGAGCCCACCUCUCCCUCCCCCACCCUCCGCCAUCUCCCACAGGCCAAGCUUAACGGGGAUUCAUAACGUGGGAUUCACCAGCGACGACUCGGGCUUCGGUUCGGGCGAGGCGACGGGCGGGAGGCAAGAGCUGGGUCUUCAGCAGCGAGUCGAUGUGAAGCCCAAGAGAGUAAUGCAGAUGAUCGGCACCUUCGCGGCGGCAUUGGCACACCUUGGCAUUGGCACCAUCAUCGGCUUCUCCGGGGUGACACUGCCGCAGCUGACCGACCAGGAAUCGCCAAAAUUCAGUCUCACCGAUUUCCAGGCGACUCUUUUCAGCAGCGUCAUCCACCUGGGCGCCACGCUGGGCUGCGUGGUGGGCGGCGUCCCGCACGCCUUCAUCGGGCACCGUUGGUCGCUGCUGGUGGCGCUGCCCGGCUCCCUGGUGGCGUGGCUGGUCCUCUUCUUCUCCCGCGUCCCGUGGCUCCUCAUCCUCGCCCGCGGCGUGCUGGGCUUCACCAUGGGCGUGACGUGCUUCUCGGCGUCCAACUACGUGAAGGAGUUCGCCCACAAGGACCUGAAGCCGUCCCUGCUGGUGGCGCUGGACGCGCUGCGGCAGAGCGGCUUCCUCCUCGUCUACGGCCUCGGCUACAAGGCCCACCUGAGUUGGCGCUACGUGGCCAUCAUCUGCGGGACGCUGACGACGGUCGUGCCCUUCCUGAUCCUGCUGUUCCUGCCCAACGCCCCCCGCUGGCUCGUCCUGCGCGGCCGCAUGGACGAGGCGGAGCGCUCCCUCCAGUUCUACCGCGGCCGCGACUACGACUGCCGCAGCGAGCUCCUGAAGAUCCGCAACAAGCUGGAGCGGCGCCGCGACUCCGUCACGAUGACCGACCAGCUGCGCAACAUGCGCGACCCCGUCCUCCUGCGCUACGUCGUGCUCUUCGCCUUCCUGCACUUCGUGAGCCAGUUCACGGGCGAGGUCGUCAUCAGCGCCUACAUCGUGCCGCUGUUCGAGCUCGCCCACGCCUCCUCGCCCUACGACGACGCCAUCAUCGUGGGCGCCAUGCGCGUGCUCGCCACGCUCGUCUACUUCCUGGGGGUGCAGCGCGUGGGCCGCAAGCGCCUCGUCAUCUCGUCGUUCCUGAUCUGCGGCUUCUCGCUCGCCGUGCUCGCCAUCUCCUUCUACGACCAGAGCCGCGACAAGAUCUUCAGCGACUACGAGGUCAUCCCCAUCAUCACCAUCUCCAUCUUCUCGUUCUUCUCCAACAUCGGGAUCCCGGUGCUCAACCUGGUGGACGUGGAGCUCCUGCCCGGCACGGCCAAGGCGACGGGCCUCGCCAUCCUCUACGGCACCUACUACUUCGGCGGCUUCAUCGCCACCCUCACCUACCCCACCAUGAUCGCCUCCAUCGGCCCCUCGUCCACCUUCUGGGUCUACUGCGUGUUCAACAUCAUCGUCGUCGUCAUCGACUACGCCGACCUGCCGGAGACGCGAGGCAAGACGUCCGAGGAGAUCAUCACGAGGGAGCGCGAGGACGACGUGUCCAAGAAAGGCCCUUUGCCCUCCUACUAGGGGGGGAAGAGGGUCUCUAUGUUGUAUAAAGAAACUAGUGUAGCGGUCGCUGACUCACUCUUAAGACACGAUAUGACUUCGUUUACUUCAUGAAGCCUAACUGUACAGUAAUCUUGAAGUGAUUAAUGUCCAUAUUCAUCACAGGUUUAUUAUUCACAUGAACUCAUUUAUCAGUAAACAUUAUCAUCUAA